This is a messenger RNA of Sphaeramia orbicularis (orbiculate cardinalfish), 3785 nucleotides long. RefSeq names its product DEAH-box helicase 35 (gene dhx35). The transcript is spliced from 21 exons. Gene Ontology annotation, cellular component: catalytic step 2 spliceosome; intracellular anatomical structure. Gene Ontology annotation, molecular function: ATP binding; helicase activity; RNA binding. The coding region runs from base 7 to 2106 and encodes 699 amino acids. Lineage: Eukaryota; Metazoa; Chordata; Actinopteri; Kurtiformes; Apogonidae. The record is from RefSeq and is a predicted model, not a curated record.
GCCAAGAUGGCGGCUCCCCUCGGCACGAUGAAAUUUUGGAAGCCGGGGUCCGAGGCUCCGGGGAUAUCCGAGGAGCGGGAUCUCACCACGGAGACCACCGGCUCCCCCAUCAUCUUCAACCCGCACACCGCCCUCUCCAUAGAGAAACAGCGGCAGAAACUCCCUGUUUUUAAGCACAGAAACAACAUCUUGUACUUGGUGGAGAGCUACCAGACAGUCAUUAUUGUGGGUGAGACUGGGUGUGGAAAGACAACACAGAUACCUCAGUACCUGCUGGAGGCUGGCUGGGCGGCGGAGGGGAAGGUGAUUGGAGUGACACAGCCUCGACGUGUCGCUGCUAUCUCUGUAGCCAACCGUGUUGCAGAGGAGCGAGGGGCCCUGCUGGGACAUGAGGUGGGCUACACCAUUCGAUUUGAUGACUGCUCUGACCCUCACGCUACAAGGAUCAAGUUCCUUACAGAUGGCAUGUUGGUGCGGGAGAUGAUGGCUGAUCCGCUUCUGAAAAAAUACAGUGUGUUAGUGCUAGAUGAGGCACAUGAGAGAACCUUGUAUACAGACAUAGCCAUCGGUUUAUUGAAGAAGAUUCAGAAGAAGCGGAGAGACCUGCGGCUCAUUGUGGCCUCUGCCACUCUGGAUGCCAAGAAAUUCCAUGAGUUCUUCAACUUGAAUGAGUCUACUGAUCCCAACAAAGACACAUGUGGUAUCCUGACCGUGGAAGGACGCACCUUUCCUGUGGACGUUUUCUACACUGUCAGUCCUGUUCCUGACUAUGUGAAGGCAACAGUGGAAACGGUUCUAAAGAUCCAUGAGACGGAGGAUGAUGGAGAUGUUCUGGCUUUUCUUACUGGGCAGGAGGAAGUGGAGAAGGUGGUGUCCCUUCUGCAGGACCAGGCCAGGUCUCUGUCCCGAUAUGGAAUGAAGAAACACCUGAGAAUUUUGCCUAUGUAUUCUGGCCUACCUUAUGCUGAGCAGAUGAAAAUCUUUGAGAGGGCACCGUCUUCUGUGCGUAAGGUGGUGGUUGCCACUAACAUAGCUGAAACCUCCAUCACCAUAAAUGGAAUUGUGUUUGUCAUUGACUGUGCAUUUGUGAAGCUGCGGGCCUAUAACCCUCGCACUGCCAUUGAAUCACUGGUGGUUACUCCCAUCUCCAAGGCUUCAGCCAGCCAGAGAGCUGGAAGAGCUGGGCGAAACCGACCUGGAAAAUGCUUUAGAUUAUACACAGAGGAGGACUUCGAGAAACUGCCUGCCUGUACUGUGCCAGAGAUGCAGCGCACCAAUUUGGCUCCUGUCAUCCUGCAGCUCAAAGCAUUAGGCAUUGACAACGUGCUACGGUUCAGCUUCCUUUCUCCUCCUCCUGCUCAGACCAUGGUUCAGGCUUUGGAGUUGCUCUACGCCCUAGGAGGUCUGGAUCAUUACGGGCGCUUGACUGAUCCCAUGGGUGUGCGCAUGGCUGAGUUUCCUCUCAGCCCCAUGUUUGCCAAGAUGCUCCUCGAGUCAGGAAACUUUGGCUGCUCCAAAGAGAUUGUUACUAUAGCAGCUAUGAUGCAGAUUCAGAAUAUAUUUGCCGUGCCACCCAAUCAGAAGAAAGCUGCUGCCCGUGAGCACAGGAAAUUUGCUGUUGCUGAGGGAGACCACCUCACCAUGCUAAAUGUGUAUGAAGCAUUCAUUAAGCAUCAGAAGAGUUCGCAGUGGUGUCAAGAACACUUCCUCAAUUAUAAAGGUCUGCUUCGUGCGGUGACUGUACGAGAGCAGCUGCGGCGUCUCAUGAACAAAUUUAAGGUGCCAAGGACCUCUAGUGAAGGAGACCCUGAUGUGAUCUUGAAGUGCAUUGUGUCUGGGUUUUUUGCCAAUGCAGCCCGCAUUCAUCAUUCUGGUUCAUAUAGAACUUUACGUGAUGAUCGUGAGCUUCACAUCCAUCCUAAUUCUGUGCUGUUUGGAGAGAAGCCUCCAAAAUGGGUUGUGUUCAAUGAAGUGGUCCAAACAACAAAGUACUACAUGCGUGAUGUGACUGCUGUGGAGUCGUCCUGGCUUGUUGAGUUGGCUCCUCACUUUUACAAACAGGCCAAGCAUGGUUCACUGGCCAGUAAGAGAUCCCGGGUGCUGUAACUCAUUUCACCAUGACAAGACGGGACGACCCGUAGCAGAAUACCCCAGUCAAAUUGUGUCCAUUUCAUUGUAUAUAAAGAUGUAAUAUAUAUUUAUUGUUCAUGUCCACAUGCUCAACCCUUCCACACCUUGUGGCCAUGCUGAAAUGGAUCCGUAUGGUUGAUAUUUCAUGUUAAAUGUGUGAUUUGCUUCAUUUGAAAGCACUUGAAAUGUUUAUAUUUGAUCUGUUGAGUUUUUAAUCUGUGUCAUGGUGCAAGUAGAGGUGAAAUAGCAGCGAGUAUGUGGUCCUGAACUUGAGAUGAGUCUAGGCUGUGCCUGACUUGCAUCCAUUUAAGCAUGGUCGCAUAGUUGGUGACCCUUCAUACGUGUACAUAGGCAGAGCAGGCUCAGGUCCAGGGAGGGGCGUCUGAACCUGGUUCUUAGCUUCAUUAUUUUUCUAAUUGCUGAAUUGUUUUCCUUGUUGCAUGAUGAAUAAUGGAAGACACUGGAAUGUGAGGAUGUUUCAGGCUGAGAGAUUUAAGUUUUUUUAGGUUAUUUUCCCAAAGACUGAGUGCCUUUAUGUUUGAUAUUGGUUAUAUUGGCUUCCAAUUUAUUUUCAUUUUCUUAAUCUUUCAGUACCUUUUUUAAGAGUGUGUGGUACAUAAUUUCAAUAACUUCCUGCAUUGGGGAGUAAUGUAUAUUUAUUUCAGUCAUCUCCUGAUCUUCAUCUACAUCUAAUAACCGUACUGUGAAAAGACUACUUUACUUUCAGACCAUUGUCUCCACUCUAUUGCCACUGAACUACAGUCUAGCUUAGACAUAAUGGCCUUGUCACCAUUUUGUGCCAAUUUUUUCAAUCAGCCUAAUUCACAUUUCACAUUAAAAAGUGGAAUGUGCGAAUAUACUCAAGCACUGUAAAUGAAAAGCUGUGAAAUCAAACCUAGAGAUGAAGUGCCAUUUGUUCUGUGAUGACAUAAAGUGCAUUCAGACAAGCCUCAAAAAAAAAAAGGGGGGGGGGAGGUGAAAAGCGGUAGCAUUUAUCUCUUUCAGCCAGCUCUUUGGCUCUUAUAAUUGCCUUUUCUUCCAUGUCUCUGUUUUGAAAAAGGCCUUAUUACAUUUUGUUUCACUUCAUCUAUCAGAUGCCCAGUAAAAUUGUCCAGUUCUGAUUGAUUGUAGGAAUUCUACACUUCUGAUUUUAUCUUUAUUUAUUUAUACUUUGCACUUGGUUUUUCCUUCAGAGGUAUUCAGCACCGAAAGAAUCGGCAAGCAGUAUAUUUAAGGUUUGUCAUCUUACUCCACUGGGAUGUGCUUUAAAACCAGUUAGGUCGCCAGAUUUUACUUGCGCCUGCAUGUUUUUGCGUAGAACAUGUUCUUUCGGUAACUACUAGGUAGAUUAAAUGAAACUGUACUUAAACAACAGAACAACAGUAGAGAGAUAAACCAACUCAAAUUAGAUGAAGACACAGUAAGGUACCAUUGCAUGUUAAGAGGUACUUUGAUAUAGAUCUAUACUAGGACAUCUCAUAGACUUAUUACAAACAAAAACACUUGACUUGUUUAAUCUCAUUUGUGCUGAUACUCUGAGUAUGUAUGCAGCCAAAGCAGUUAUCUGUAGACCUGUGUAAUUGCUCACCUCUAAGAUAAAAUCUCUCACCUGCCAUCUUCUCCUACAUGCUCAAAUAAAGCCUUAUUGUCAUGCA